Messenger RNA from Solea solea (common sole), 6093 nucleotides. It is a transcript of the gene fgd5a, whose product is annotated as FYVE, RhoGEF and PH domain containing 5a. Gene Ontology annotation, molecular function: guanyl-nucleotide exchange factor activity; metal ion binding. The transcript is spliced from 21 exons. Bases 340 to 4803 code for a protein of 1487 amino acids. Gene Ontology annotation, cellular component: cytoplasm. NCBI's taxonomy places the organism in Eukaryota, Metazoa, Chordata, Actinopteri, Pleuronectiformes, Soleidae. The record is from RefSeq and is a predicted model, not a curated record.
GCAGCAGCAGCAGCAGCAGCUCCUCCCGUGUCUUUCCACACAGAAGCGCACCAGACUCCACAGAAGCAUCAGCACUGGCUGCUGCAGCCGCUGCUCAACUCUCUAGAAACACUGCAGGGGGAUUAAAACCGAGGAGAUGAGAUGUUCUUCUUCUUCUUCUUCUUCUUCUUCAUUUCUCCCUCUGCAACUUGAUUUCCCCGCAAUGUGUCUGGAUUAAGUUCGCCCGCAUCUUUUUCUUCUUUUUUUGGAGAGGGACGCCUUCCGCUGCCCGCGCGCGGAGCCAUGAGGAGAACUGUGGGACCCCGUGGAUGAUGAUGAAGACGAUGAUGAUGCCUCAUAAUGAACGCAGAUUUUCAAAACCCACUGUCAGUCCCUCAGCCAAAGGUCCGCAGUCACCUGACCAUCAAAGUACAAUCCAAGCUGAUGUCCAGACCGUGUCCCAGCGCUCGUGGUCCAAAACCUCCCGUCGCACCCAAGCCAAGACCCCCGCUUGAGUCUCACCCACAGGGGGAGGAGCCCUGUCCCCCACUGAGCCUCAGUAAUGGAGACCUGAGCCACUCAGAUGGGGAGACAGAAGAUCUCCAUGACAUGGCUGAGGAGAAUCAGGACCGAGUGGAGAAGAGCGAGGCCAACGGCACUGGAGAGAUGAACCCAGAGGACGAAGCUGAGGUGGAAACAGAGAAGGAAGGGGACAUUUUGGAUAACCAUGAUGACACUGACAGCGUUGGCUCUGAGGACACAAUUAAAGGAGAUGAUGGUCCCAUCGUUACUGAAACUACUGAAGAUGAAAACACUGAAGAUGACUUCAACACAUCAACACCUUCUCCUCUUCUGACUGAAACAGAGGAUGAGGAAACGUCUGAAAAACACUGCAAUGCUGCAAGACUCUCUGAUGUCACCGUAGAAGACCGAACACAGUUAAUCAGUCAGGGUGAUGAGGACAGUGACAUGGGACUCAAUGAAGCGGAAGAAUUUGCAUUUGGAUUCAGAGUGCUUCCAACGGUAACAGAGGAGUAUCCCUACGAUAUGAUUGGCCCCGGAGAUGAUGCUAGUGACACGUGCGAGUCAUGUGACCCGGCUGAAUCUAUAUCAGGGGAUACAGAGGUGUGGCAACCAGAGCGGGCUACCAAAGACCUCUCCGGCUGUUUUCGGUUCACAUCCAGCACUGAGGACGUGUUUGGGCCUUACGCAGUCAUCGAAGCAGUUCCGGGAGAUAUGAGCGACACCGCCGACCCAGAGUGGAGUCAGGAGGAUGACCCCGAUGACAAACCUUCCAACGAAGUGCAAACGUCAGGUGCCUCGAACCAGGAUCCGUACUAUGUGUCAUCGGAUGACGUCGACAAGCUGGAGGAUAAGCAGGCCCUCUCUGAACAGGGUGAGACAGCUGAGGGCAGCGAUCAGUCGAGUCAGCAGAAAGACAAAGCACAGGACAGUGAGUCAGCAGAUGAGUAUGCAAACAUUGACGAUUCUGUCUGUCACAAAGGAGAUGACUUUGAGCAGUUGGAGUGUGUCUCAUCAGAGGAUUACGUCGAGAUAGGUGACGAGGACGAGGACGAAGACACGGAGAAGAGACCCAUCAAAGGCAAAAGCGUGAAAGAGAGAACAGCGAAGCGCGAGCAGGCCUACGACAGCCAGAGGGCGAGCUGUCAGCCUCGAAUCAGGUUGUGCAACAUCACCGUGCCAACGGAUCUGGACCUGGGCCGCACCCCAGAGCUCACGAACCGAGUGGUGUUUGCCCACACCACUGAAGCCUUUGAGGAAGAUAUCGAGGAACUGGACUGCCACAUUGUGCCGUAUUAUGAAGACACAGACUCUGACAGUGAAGAGCAUAUUUACGAAGAGGCAGGGUUCGAUUCAGAAGGGGAGAACUUUAUAACACUGGAUAGGAAAUCUAUUGUGACGCGGUCGCGCUCUUAUUCUGGAAAAAUUACAGGUUAUGUUCCAGAGACUGUACCAGAGGAGACGGGGACAGAGUAUCAAACUCAUGACUACUGCUCAGUGGCCUUGGAACAGAACAGCGAACCACUCAGCCCUUCACAGCAGCCUGGGGUCAACAGUGUAACCCCGUCUAUGGGCACUCGUCGUUUCUUACUAUAUUCACGCUCUGCAGAAGGUCCAGAGUUGACCAUGACCACCCCAAAAGAGUUCAACCAAUCUCUGAGGGAUGAGAUCAGGAUGAGGAGGAAAGACGAUAACCUCUCCCUCCCGUGUGUGAUAACUUCUUCUGGAAGCUUUUCCCAGCGAAGCCAUCAAUCGUCCAGUGGUGUUUCCACACCAACUUCACUGGUGGACAUCCCACCUCCCUUUGAGCUGGCAUACAUCACAAAAAGACCUGUGACCAAGAGUUCUCCAUCCCUCCUGAUCCAGCAUGAACCCAGUGACUUACCUAAGAAGAAGAAGUCCUCCUUUAAACGCUUCCUGGCCCUCAAGUUCAAGAGGAAGUCAGACUCAAAGGUUUUUAGUGAUGUGAGUGUCCGCUCUUCGCGUUCCUCCUCUGAAUCCAGUCACCACGGCCCAGCAAGAGUUAUAGAGCUUGAUCGUAGGAGCACUGGCAGCUCACCUCAACCCCAGUCCCGCAUGGUGAACCCCCAGCAGCGUCUUUCAGACCUGCCGCCCACCUUCAUCCUUGACAACGUCCACCAGAGGAGGAAAGGUGACCUCAAAACCUACGGCAGGGGCGUCUCCAGAGUGGAGUCCUUUGAGGAGCGUUCUCGCCGUCGCGCAAUGCCGCUGCCUUUGACCAAACCCCGCUCCAUCUCCUUCCCCAGCGCGGACACCUCAGAUUACGAGAACAUUCCAGCCAUGAACUCAGACUAUGAGAACAUCCAGAUCCCGGGCAGGCCCACCAGAUCCCACACAGUCACCGAGUUUUUUGAAGAUCCAGUUCGCACCACCGUUGCCUGCAAUGAAAACGAUGGCUAUGUGGAUAUGAACAGUUUCCCCGGGAUAGAGAGCAAACACCAGACAUUGAAGGACGACACUGAAAGUGCCUACACCGAGCCCUUCCCCAUGAACCCUGUCUCUGCCGGGCUGUCGGCAGAUGAGGACCACGGCCGGACCUCUGAGGAAGAAGAGGGGGUGGUGGAGCAGAGUUAUGACAGACAGAUUGACGGCCGAUCCCGAGCAUUCUACGUCGCCAAAGAGAUCGUCGACUCAGAGAGACAACACGUCAGCAUCCUCAAGAACCUUCAGGAGGACUUUAGGUCAGCGGUGGCUGAGUCGGUGGGUGAGGACGGGGAGCCAGUGGUGGAGGAGCAGAGGCUGGCGGAGAUACUGGGCGUGCUCCCACAGGUCUACACCCUCCACAGCAGCAUCCUCACAGAGCUGGAGGAACGCAUCAGUCAUUGGGAGGAGAGCCAAAGGGUGGUGGGCGUGAUUCUGUCUCGUGAAGAAGACUUCCGCGUGUUUGACACCUACAUCUCCGAGUACGAUCGCAGCAUGUCCUUACUGGAGGAGAGUCGCAGGAGCAACCCAGCCUUCGCAAGCAUCGUCAAGAAAUUUGAGACAUGUGGCCCAAAAGAAGAAGUCCCACUGAAACACCAGCUGCUGCAGGUCAUAGUCAGAGUCCUUCAGUACCGAAUGCUGCUCACAGAUUACCUGAACAACCUCUCUCCUGACUCUAAAGAAUACGAGGACACACAAGAUGCCUUGGCGAUGGUGUCCGGGGUGGCAGACCAGGCCAACGACAAUCUGAAACAGGGGGAGAACCUGCUGCGUCUGGUCCACAUAGAGUACAGUGUGAAAGGCAAGAGGGACCUCCUGAAGCCCGGAAGGAUGUUUGUCAAAGAGGGCACACUCAUGAAGGUCUCGAGGAAAAGCAGACAGCCGCGACACCUGUUUCUGAUGAAUGAUAUCAUGCUGUACACGUACCCGCAGCAGGAUGGCAAGUACAGACUCAAGAACACACUCUCUCUGUCAGGAAUGAAGGUGAGCAAACCUGUCCUGGACAACGUGCUGAACUGUCUAAAAAUCGAAGUGUCGGACAUCACCAUUACGCUCUCUGCUGGUUCCGUUGGGGAGAGAGAAGACUGGUUCCACACACUCAGCCGGGCCAUAGCGGACCACGCUGCAGGUCUCUGCACGUUCGGUGGACCCUGCAGUGAGGCACGGGAGAAGUUGUGGAUGGCCCUGGGUGAAGCUGCUCCUGUGCUGGUGCCCGUCUCUCACGUGAUGAUGUGCAUGAACUGCACGUCUGACUUCAGCCUCACACUGAGACGACACCACUGCAACGCCUGCGGCAAGGUGGUGUGUCGCGCCUGUUCCAGAAACAGAUACCCGCUAAAGUACCUCAAAGACAGAGUGGCCAAAGUGUGUGACCACUGCUAUGCCGAGCUGAGGAAAAGAGGAGGAAGCACGUCAGGGGCAUGCGGGAGCUCCAGCCCUCGGACUCACCGGGCCAGUCGUCCCCUCUCUGCUGUGUUCCAGAGCCUGCAGCCGCCAAGUUUGUGGAAGAGCCGGAAGAGCAUUUCAUCUCUUAACCAGGUGUCGCUCGGCGUGGAGGGCUCCACCAUGAGUGGCAGCCUGCAGCGCCGCAAGAAGAGCAAGCGGAAGUGGAAGCGGUUGUGGUUCCUCCUCAAAGACAAGGUGCUCUACACCUUCACAGCCCGUGAGGACAAAGUGGCUUCGGAGAGUCUGCCUCUGCAGGGCUUCACCGUCAAGCUGACAGAGAGACCGGAGGGAGAGGAGAGUAGCAACGUGUUCCACCUGUACCACAAGAAGACCCUCUAUUACACCUUCAGGGCCGACGACGAACACACUGCACGCAGGUGGGUGAACGCCAUAGAGGAGGCCACUGUUUUAUAGCACCUGCUCUCUGAGGUAAAACAAGCCCUGCUGUCCACACACACUGCUCGGACUCCAGUGUGGAGCACAACAUAGCUACCUGCUGCAGCAUGGACUCACGUCGUGUCCGGUCUCAAUAUUACAAGGCAGCUGAGAGUCAACCUUGCAGAGUCUGCCACUGCUCCAUCUUUGCUUUUUUCAACUGGAACAUCCACUGGAUUAUGAAGAUUCUGUUUUUGGUUGUGCAAGAUGACACAUCACACACACACACACACACACUCUUUCAGCUGAACUUUGUUCAUCAAAGAGAAGAGAAAAUCACCCAGAAAGCCUACAAACCUCCACCAAGGGCGGCUCAGUUUACCCCCGAUCUUGCAAGGUUUUAAAAAGUGUUUUUGAAAACAUCCCCUCCUUUGGCCCAAAGUAACAAACUUUGUUCCAUAGUAGUUUUUACUGUUACCAUUGUAGAGAGAUAUUUGGUUUUCUGAACUACUGAUACGGAUAUGGAAGUGAAUCAUAUGAGUUGUUUGUAUAGAAAUGGUUCAAACACAAUGAGAGGUCAUUUUACACAGUUCCGCUCCGUUCAGCCGCUCGUCUACAUGACAUGUACAUUGACGUAUUUAAAACUUUUCGCAAAGUGCCAUCCAGCUGAAUAUGCCGUGCAAUUCGCAAACAAAAGAAAAACCUGACUGACGAACGAUGAAUGUGCCUGAAAUGAAAUUCUCUCCUCAUUUGUCUUCAUGUUAUCGCAGUACUGUACUACUGUCACGUCUUUGUAAAGAGGAGACCUCUUUUUAUCUAGUCUUAUAUAAAUAUAUAUAUAUAUAUAGAUAUAUAUAUAUAUAUAUAAACCUUCUGAUUGAAUGAAAAGUUCAGUUAGCAACUGACAACAUGGGAAUAUAAUAAUAUUGUGCCAUUUUUAAUGAAUGCCUUCUCUCAUGCUGUAUGCACUGCAGGAUGUAAUUGACUGGAUGGAAACUACAGGAAAACAAAAAAACAAACACUGUCAAACUACCUAUAACCUUUUUAUUGUUCAUCACCUGAGCUGUCCUCGGCGUCGCGAAAAAAAAAGGACUCUGCUGCUUUUAAUAUCCAACCUGAGGAUUGCAGCUGUUCUUCACCCACUGUCAAACCACAUUCUUUCUAUAAGCACACAAGUACUGUUCAGCUUUUUCUACCUGUUUCUUAUGGGCCAUACCUUCUUAGGGGAUUGUAUCACCAUGGAUUGUACCUCUUGCAUAUAGUGCAUUGUAAAUGUUUAUGUAUAUAGAUUACAUAUUAAAAAAAAUAAAUAAACUCCUUUUAAAAUGC